This is a messenger RNA of Salvia splendens (bonfire salvia), 3312 nucleotides long. RefSeq lists its product as uncharacterized. The record is from RefSeq and is a predicted model, not a curated record. The transcript is spliced from 2 exons. Bases 203 to 2782 code for a protein of 859 amino acids. NCBI's taxonomy places the organism in Eukaryota, Viridiplantae, Streptophyta, Magnoliopsida, Lamiales, Lamiaceae.
UAAAAGAACAAAUUACCUAUUCUCUACUGAGAUCCUUUCCCCAAAAUCCAAUCUCGGAGAAGAUUUUGGAGCAAAAUUCGGAAAUCUGAAAUUCAAACUCAAGUGAUGAAAUUCGGCGCUUCAAUUCUAUAGAUACCAUACUUGUCUCUAUCGCUCUUCCCACAAAUUAUCCGAGGGAACGUAGAGUGAGGGGAAGGGGUAGAUGGAGUGCAACAGAGAUGAGGCCUUGAGAGCGAAGGAAAUUUCCGAGAGGAUGUUUUUGGCAAGGGACAUUAAGGGGGCGAAGAAGUUCGCUCUCAAAGCUCAGAAUUUGUAUCCUGAACUAGAGGGCAUUUCUCAAAUGGUGAUGACGCUUGAGAUCUAUAUUGCUGCUGAAGAGGAGAAAUUGAAUGGAGAAUCAAAUUGGUAUGGCGUGCUUGGUUUGACCCCUUUAGCUGAUGAUGACUCGAUAAAGAAACAGUAUCGGAAACUGGCUCUUCAGCUUCAUCCUGAUAAAAACAGGUCUAUCGGGGCUGAAGGCGCGUUUCAGUUUAUCGCCCAAGCAUGGAAUUUUUUGUCGGAUAAGUCCAUGAGGACAGCGUACGACCAGAGGUGCGGUAGGCUAUUUCAGCAGAGAAAUAAAGGUAAGAAUGAGGGUCCUUCGCCAGAUGGAACACAAAAUGGAUUCUACAACUUUGCAAACACUGCUCAAAAGGGUAACAACAGUAAAAGGAAUCCUUCAGCUGUUCCUCAUCCACCUCGCAAGAAGGAACGCCACACAUUUUGGACUGUCUGCCAUCGUUGUAAAAUGCAAUAUGAAUAUCUUAGAAUGUAUCUCAAUCACAACCUUCUCUGUCCCAAUUGCCAUGAGGCCUACUUUGCAGUUGAAAUUGAUCCUCCAUCUUCUACGAAGAGUUCAAAGAUACCUCAGUCGAGCAAUUCUCAGCGACGGAAGAGCCAGCAGGCAUCUGAUGCUUGUAAAAAUAACUCAGGUACUCAUCACGCAACAGGCAAUAAUGGCUCCAAUCCGAAUAAUUUCCAGUGGGUCCCUUUUGGUGAGAACGGUGAUGGCCCAUCUGCUGUUAAAGCUGCUAAAAUGGUCCACCAGGCUUAUGAGAAAGUCAAACGGGAAAGGCAGAAAGCACAAGCUGCUGCAAGAAAAGAGGAGGCAUUGCGACGGAAAAAUGUUGGGUCCAAAAGGACAAUGGGUGGGGAAGCCUUCAGGAACUCUGAACCUUCCAAGAGAAGAAAAGGGGCAGAAGAUUGUGGUGCCAAUAAAGACAAAAUGAAACAGGCGAACUGCGAAAGUUGCAUCUCACAGCAAGUAAAUAUUUCUGGCUGUAAGCAGGAUAAUGUUCCGAAAUGUGAAAGCAGUCAUAAUGCCAUACGCCAUGUUGAUGCCAACCGUCUAGUGAUGGAGAAGGUUCGUGAUGAAAUACAAAUAAAACUCAAGGAGUGCAUCUCAGCUCCUGUGGUGAGGAAUGUGACCAGUGAGGAUAACCUUAUAAAUAAGAAACAAAAUGAAACUUCAACCAAAGCUGAUAUUCUUGACCCUCUGAAUAGACGGGGUUUCAGGUCUUCGGACUCUUAUCCGGAUGAGAAAGUUGUUGAACAAAUGUGCAUCAAUGUCCUGGAACCUGAUUUCCAUGAUUUUGAUAAGAGCAGAACAGAGAACUGUUUUGGUGCCAACCAAGUUUGGGCUGUGUACGAUGAUGAUGAUGGGAUGCCCCGGAACUAUGCCCUGAUUCAGAAUGUUAUAUCUCUAGAUCCCUUCAAGGUGACUAUAGGCUGGCUCAAUUCCACAACCCACAGCAGACUAGGAAAAGGAAGCUGGUUUGUAAGUGGUUUUACGAGUACAUAUGGGGAGUUUGGAGUCGGCAGACAUGAAAUUUGUGACUCGGCAAACUGUUUCUCACACAAGGCUAGGUGUACAAAAUACUCUUCUAAGACCAUUUUAAUUUAUCCUCGAAAAGGAGAUGUUUGGGCUUUGUACAGGAAUUGGUCCCCAGAGUGGAAUGAGCUCACCGAACACAGAUUAAUGCUCAAAUACGACUUGGUUGAAGUACUUGAAGACUGCGAUGAGGAGCUGGGCACAAUAGUCAUUCCCUUAGUUAAAGUUGCUGGCUUUAAAGCUGUUUUCCAUCAGCUUUUCGAUCCCAGUGAAAUACGAAGGAUCCCCAAGGAAGAACUUUCUCGUUUUUCUCACCAGGUCCCUUCCCAUUUGCUUACUGGCCAAGAAGGAUCGAAGUCACCUAAAGGUUGUCUUGAGUUGGAUCCAGCUGCCAUUCCUUCUCAAUUUCUUCAAGUUAUGUUGGACAUUGAAACAAUUGAGCUAGUGGAGAGUGAUGAGGAGAUCGAAACAGUGAAGGCAGUUGAUUGUGAUGAGGAGAUCGAAACAGUGAAGGCAGUUGAUUGUAUUGAGGAGAUCAAAACAGUGAUGGCUGUUGAUUGUGAUGAGGAGAUCGAAACAGUGAAGGCAGUUGAUUGUGAUGAGGAGAUCAAAACAGUGAAGGCAGUUGAUUGUGUUGAGGAGAUCGGAACAGUGAAGGCAGUUGAUUGUAUUGAGGAGAUCAAAACAGUGAAGGCAGUUGAUUGUGAUGAGGAGAUCGAAACAGUGAAGGCAGUUGAUUGUGAUGAGGAGAUCAAAACAGUGAAAGCAGUUGAUUGUGUUGAGGAGAUCGGAACAGUGAAGGCAGUUGAUUGUGAUGAGGAGAUCGAAACAGUGAAGGCAUUUGAUUGGGAUCCUAUUACCAGUUCAAAUGUGGUAGAAGUUUCAGAAGAUGAGAAAAUGGAAUGUCCUUAGUUUAGUGCAUGGUAGAAAUCAAGCAAUGACCCCGGCAAAAGCUAGACAUUUCUAGCUGAUUGUUUUAUUCGUGUUGGUCAUAUAUUCGAUGCAGGAGAAUAUUUAUAGCAAACGAACCAAGGCAUAGAGACGCAUUAGGAUGCUGAAACACAUCAUGAAGAGCCAUGAAAAGUUGCGGAUUGAUGGUGAUUUUCUUGGAUCCUUAGCUUUCUUGGUCUUUUUUUGCCAUGCCAACACAGUGCUAGAAUUGCACGAACUGCGUGGCCUCCUGUUUCGCGACUCAACAGGUAUGUAGGCGGGAGCUGUAUAUACUAGUGGUUGCUAGUCUGAGAUUUAUGAAGCAACUCUUUUUCAUUACUACUAUAGUGUUAACAUGCCAUACCUCUUUUUCUAUUUAGAUUUUGAUCAUUUUGUUCAAUAUUUCAUGUUCAAACACCGUUGAAAUACUGUGGCUUUGAUCUGCAAAGCGAGACUCUUAACUGUAUUGACUCUCAUUUUUUAUAAUUUCGUUAAGUUUUAGACUUGAUGCA